AUGGAAACCUAUGAUGUGAAAUCAAGCCAGUGUCAUGUUGGGAUUUUGUUCUGCAGUGAAUGCAACAACAUGUUGUAUCCUAAAGAGGAUAAGCGUACAAAAACAUUAUACUACGCAUGUCGUAACUGUGAUUAUUCCCAGGAAGCAGACAAUCCCUGUGUUUAUAUCAACAAACUGGAACAGGAAGUUGAUGAAUUGGCUUUAAUUGUACCGGAUGUUGUUCAUGAUCCAACACUGCCUCGAACAGAAGAUCAUAUAUGUCGUCGAUGCGGUAAACAAGAAGCUGUAUUUUUUCAAUCACAGACAUUGAAAGCGGAAGAAAAUAUGCGUUUAUAUUAUGUUUGUACCAAUGUUGACUGUUUACAUAAAUGGACUGAAUAG
Molecule: messenger RNA, 381 nt
Organism: Schistosoma intercalatum
Lineage: Eukaryota; Metazoa; Platyhelminthes; Trematoda; Strigeidida; Schistosomatidae
Source: the annotation of a GenBank genome assembly